AUGGUACGACAAAAUCGCAAGUCCGCAAAUCUCGAGGACCGUAAUCUUGUGUACGCAGAUCUAAAGUCCCAUAAUCUUGGAAACCAAAAUCUUGGAGACCAAAAUCUUGGAAACCACAAUCUUGAAAAGUAAAAAUCAACGCUUUGGCGAAUAGAUUUUAUCAGAAAUUGUAUUCGGUGAUCCAAACAAGAGAAUAUAAGUAGAUAAAAAUGCAAUAAAGAAGACUAAAAAAAGGAAGAUUAUUCUUCAAAUAAAAAUUCUUCAAGUUAUCAAAAAUUCACUUUCUUCAUUGCUCAUACUAAAGGUUUAAAAAAUAAAAAAAUAAAAAAACCAGUUUAUUUUCAGAUUUUCUUCCUGUUUAUCUCUUUUCACUGGAAUGUUCUAGAUCCAUGCCGCUUUUUUCACAAUUUAGUUUGUUUCUAGCUCCAAAAAGGUUGCAAUUCGAAAACUCCUUUUUUUUUCUGUGUGCGAUUCGUUGGUUGAAGCGCUAAUCAGCCGGUGAGCCGACAUCACAGUCCAGCACGAUGUCCGCAGGCGGAAAUGACCGGUGUUUACCUUCGCGUCGGAGCGCCGGAGCCGCUCAUUCAUGGCUCGUGCUCUACAGUUGCUCGGCUCCGUGCUCCUGCUCCAUUUCUCGCGAGCUCAGGAGGUCCCGCGCGGUGACGUCAUCCCUGACUCAUGGACUUUUUACAAGUUCUACAUGGUUAGUAGACCACUUUUGCAACGAAGAGGGUCUUUUUUUUAGAGAUUAUGCGUUGAAUUAAAUUUUAUCUUACCUUUUUUUUAAAACCCUGUAGUGCACUUAUUUCCUCCUAUUUAUGAGGACCUUUUUUCGGUUGUGAUUUUGAAGUUCUCCGUUCAUUUUUCUUCGAUUUUUUUUUUGUUCCGGAGAUGAAAAUGUGCAAGUUUCUGUGAAGAUUGCCAAGUUUUCCUGAAAUUAUAUUUUACUGAGCCACGAAAGAGUCAUUUGUGAAAUUUAGGUUUUAGAAAAAUCUUUCGAAGUUCUUCUCUUCAUUUCUCUCGAAAAAUUCCGUUCUUUACAUUUCUUUCUGUCAGCGGCCUUUUUACGAGCUUCCAAGGAGUGUGAGCCCACCAAGCAGAGCAAAAAAAGUCCGUUAAAAUGACAUAAGGAACUUGUCUGGCUGGGCAAAUCUUUGCGUAACUUGAUGAGCUUUGGCACGUGAAUGAUGGGCUUUUCGAACAAAACGAGCUGUUUCUUCAGGGGCUUCCAUUAACGCCAGAAGAGCCGCCCCAAUAUCCGGCGCCGAUUUAUGCGAGGUUGACGGCUUUCCUUGGGAAAACGUUGUUCGUUUCAGGCAGCAGAAAAACCAAUCUCCGGAAGCGAGAAGAUGGGCGAUGCAGCUGUCGAACAAGCUUCGCAAGUCCGCCGCCAAGCUCGAGGAGGAGCGGCUCAAGUUUGAGAAGACCGUCAGAAAAAGCGGAAUCGAAAUGAAGGUGCCCUGAAUACAGUUUAGAUACUGAAAUAUGCUCACCAAUAGCUUUUCAUGAAAAGAUAUAUGUUACUGUGACUUCUUAUAAAACUCAGUUCAUUAUCAAGUUUCUCUGAAUUACUGGGCCAGCGAUUGAAAGUUGUCUUUCAGAACAAAUUCGAUAACAUGAGGAAAAAAAUGGAAGCGCGGCAUGAGAAAAUACGCAUCGGCUUUGCUAAGUUUAUGCCGUACGGGCAACAGGUUAGACUACAUUUUCUGAGAUAUUCUGGCAGUUUUUCUGCAGAAUGUUAAACAAGAAAAGAAGACGUUAGAAGCACAGAGAGUGACGUCAUCGACGACGACUUCAACAGAACCACCAGUAGCUCUUCCGCUUCAGAAUGCCGACGUUGUAGACAGGUUUCCUUUUUUUUUGUUGGUUUUCAAUCAUUCGAAUAACAGACUUGUUUAAAAACCGUGCUGAAAAUUUUGGAAGCGCGAGAUCCAUUUCUGAGCUGGAUUAACACAGCAGAAGCGUUUUUUUCUGUAAAUUAUCCUUGUCAUUUUAAGUAAACACAGCGUCAAGGAUUUCUGAACAGACUGAUAGUAAACUUUUUGCAUUCUAAAAUUCACUAAUUUCACCUAUUUUCUCCCGUUUGAGAUCAUAAAAUUGCAUUUAAUGUUUAAAAACCUUUUUUUUCAAGCUUUCGGUGUGUUUCCUAGUUUUUAUCGGUUUUCUGUAUUUUCCAAUUGUUUAUUUUAAGCCGAAACGAUCGGAAAUUGCUUCUUUCUGUGCAUCGAAAUAUUUUGCAGGAAAGAGCCGGAAAGGUCUGCUUUGGUCGAGGCGCGGACCAUCCGCGUCUCUCCAACCGGCGAGUUCGUCGAAAUCUAA
Molecule: messenger RNA, 2319 nt
Organism: Caenorhabditis auriculariae
Lineage: Eukaryota; Metazoa; Nematoda; Chromadorea; Rhabditida; Rhabditidae
Source: the annotation of a GenBank genome assembly